Molecule: messenger RNA, 1461 nt
Organism: Ornithodoros turicata
Lineage: Eukaryota; Metazoa; Arthropoda; Arachnida; Ixodida; Argasidae
Exons: 10
Coding region: 1-1314 (437 amino acids)
Source: RefSeq, a predicted model, not a curated record
AUGUCGCUGUGCGUAAGGACAUAUGAAGAGGCGAGAUCUAAACUGGAUCGUUUCCAGUACACAUCCGAUGCAGCCACCGAAAGUGGUGGAAAAGCACGCAAGAGGAAGCGGCCACAACGCUUCUUAGAUGAUUCCUCUGAAGAUGAUGACCCCAUUUCAGCUGCAGGCAAAAGAAGACGUGUGCACCCACUGCUUUCAGAUGUAGAUGAUGACGUUCUGCCUGUUGAAGAUUUACCCUCAAUCCCUGCAUCAUUCCCACAAGCUACAGCAACAGGCAAGGGAAGUCACUCACGCGUGUCAGGAACACUUCUAGCCCCAUCAGCAUCGCAACCCCAAGUUCAAGGCAUGCAUAUCCUUCACAUGGAUAUCCAGCAAAUGCAAAUGCAAUGCAGUGCUAAAUUCAUGCUUUGCUGUUCAUUUUCAGCACCCUAUGAGUCAUUUCUUAACAGUGCCAGACAGCAGCCAGGGGUCACUGAUGUCGUCUCCUCCGAACCACAUUCCUCGAGGUCAUCUUCCUGCAUCUUCUCUCCUCACACAGCACCCCAUGAGUCAUUUCUUAACAGUGCCAGACAGCAGCCAGGGGUCACUGAGGUCGUCUCCUCCGAACCACAUUCCUCGAGGUCAUCUUCCUCCAUCUUCUCUCCUCACACAGGACAGUCCCAAGCGGAGCACAGUGUUGAAGAAGAUCAACAGCCACGCCGAUUUCGGCAACCCUCCUCCAUACAGGAAUUCCAGAAGCAGGUCCUGCGACUUCUAUAUAUACUUAGGCACAGACAGCAGCAGCAUGGAGAUAUGUUGCAGGAGCUUUGCAGCCGCAACGCUUUCCCUGAACAAGUUCUGCUACCGCCAGCUCUUAUUAGAGCUCCAUUUGGAAGCGUGGCACAACUGGAGGAGUUCAAUUCCCAGAUGAAUGACACAAGGAAGGAACAGCUGGUGAGAGAACUUGCUGAACUUGGAGGGACAGAGUUUGGAGCAGCCACAAGAACAGCCCUCCAGUACAUCAUGACUGAUUUUGUAGCAUGCGAAUACAGCUGGAAGGGUCAGAAGGGGAAGAGGAAAUUUUGCAUUCUGUGCUUCCCUGCAAUCAUUCUUGCAUGCACCUUUUGCACUAAAAGCUUAGUCUCUCAAGCGCCAAAAGAAGUUUGCGGAAGUCACCAAACACGAGGUGGACACAACAAUAAUGUGCUGGCUUCGGCACGCGAAAGAACGCUGCACAAAGGUUUCAGCAACCAGCGAGAUGUGAUUGAAUGGAACUCUAUUGCCAGCCGCAUUUGCUGGUGUUUUUUCUUUCUUUUUUUUCUGUGUUUUCUGUAAAGCGAGUUCUGCUCGCGUAGCAAUGUAAGCUACCUCUUAAACCACUGAUAGAGUUCAUGUGGCAUUUUAAAUUUUUGGAGUAUUUUAAGCCUACUGCAUUUCACGUUCUGUUACAGAGUCACGUUUGUCGUGAAAGUACACUAUACA